UUGUUGUAACAAGCAUGAUCCUGCACACGGUCCUCAAGCAAUUCUGCUCAUUUAGAUAGUUCAAUUUAUUCUGGACACAUGUAGACAAACUUUGAACAUUUAACAAAUAAAUAAUUAUUUAAUUGCCAACAAUUAAGAAAUAUAGAAGUAUUUGUAGAAAUACUCAACGAUUUAGAAACAAUAAUUAUCUAUAUAUCUAUACCAUCAUGACCGACGACAUUGAACGGAAUAUCUCUCAAAAGUCAGUCUUUGAAAAUCAGGAAAUCCUCACAAAAAUCCUGUCGAACGUUCGUCCCCAAUUACAAGACUACCGUCUCGUGUGCAGAACUUGGAAUGAUGUCAUCGUCCUUCGCCUUCUUCCAAAACGUGUCAAGUUGUCCUUCAACUUCGAACCACGCUCUUAUGUCAAUCGUCGCUCACAUUUUGAAGCUCAAGUUGUUCGUGUACAAAAUUUGCGCAUUCAAAAUUUCUGCGUCAUGCUCUCUCCCAGGAACCUGCCCAGGGAAGCCAUCACAGAUAUUAAUUGGUUCAUGAGCAACUUUGGGGCCCAAAUGAAAUCUGUCGACCUUACCUUCUGGCUAAUAAAUCCAGCCAGCUAUGUCAUGUUGGGAAAUAUUUGUAAAAAGUUGGUCUCAAUUGAAGAAAUGAUUUUGAAAGUUACAAUUUCUCAUGAUUUAUCAAAAUGGCCUGGGCCGUUGGAACCUGUGAAAAAAGUAGGAUUCAAAACUGUCGAUCUUUCAAAAGGAUGUGUAGAGCAACCGCUUGUACUGAAUUUAAUGAAGCUUUUCCCAAACGCGGAGAGAUUAACGAUAUUUCCUCCAAAAUUUUGUUGCCAUGCUUACUCCUGCUUAAGUCGAGGUUUAAUACAACUCCCAAAACUUCGAGAAGCCCAUCUCUGGUUGGACGAGGGUUCUGUGGAGAAGAGCGUCAAGAUUUUGGAUGGUUUGGCCCUACUUUCGAAUAAUUUAGAAAGAUUAGAAUUGGAGUACUUUCCUGGUUUCGAGAAGAAAUUAGGGACAGCUUUGGAAAAAGUCCUCACAAGAUAUGGACCUAGUCUGAGGGUGCUGAGAUUAGGGGGAUUAAAAGGGGCGACAAAUACCAAUGAUGACGAACCCGUUCAGCUUUGUUUUCCAAGGUUUCCAAUGUUGAGACGUUUCAAGAUAUGCGUUGACUAUGGGGGACAAUUAGCAGCGACAGAAGCACAACUAAAGUUCAAGUUUCCAUCAGAUAAAAUUAUUACGUACGCGAAUGACUUCCCAAUGCUAGAAGAUUUGGAGAUUGACACAGAUUUUGGAGAAACAGGUCCACCUUCUGACCCAUUUCCGGGAUAUGUUGCCGAAGCAUUUCUUCCAAAUGUUGUCAUGAUUAAAAGGAAUACAUGUGUAAAGAUAAAACGGGCAGAAUUCAAUAUUCCUGAAGAAUGGAUGCAAACGAGGAAUGCAAGUUGGGGGAAGACAUUUUUAGAAAAAUUUCAGCAUGCCUUUCCCAAUGCAAGUCUAAUACCGAUGGAAAAAUUGGUUGCAUGGAUAGGUCGUGAGAGAAUUUAAUUUAAGCAUUGCUAAUUAGUUCUUACUAGUAUAAUUAGUGCAUAUUUAUUUUAAGAAAAUUAAUUUUUGUCGAUAAUAAAUAAAACAAGCCUUUAAAUUCAAUAAAUACAUUACUUAUUUGCAAAAUAGUGGAAAAUGGAAGCUAUAAAAUUCUGACCGUCUUGAAUUUAGUUGAGACGACAAGAUGAGACACGGUCAGACUUGCCAAAUCUUGAAUAGCAAUAAGAAAGAAGUGCGUACAUAGGUGGGAAGCUGGAUAACUCCGAGAAACUGAGCAAGCAGCCACCAACCAACAAUCCAGCCAGCAUUAUUUAGAAAAAGUUCAAAUGUUAAAAUGUGACAGUUUUACAUCGCCAGGACUCAGAUUUCUCUGCUUUUCAGCCUCAGAUGGCGACUUCUUGCCAUAAUUUCGUAGCAAGUUGUCUCAUCCCCACAGAGAACGGACUCUGCUAGGGGCUGUACACAGUGACAUUGCCAUUCCGUAUGGCUGGGCUCACCCUGUCACGAGACAGCACCUACCCCGUACUAACACCGAGCCGAGUAGGAUUAGCAAUAGCUUCCCGGCCAGAGGAAUCGAACGUGUGACUGCGUGGUGACAAUCCUACCCUCGUACCUCUGAGCCAUAGGGCCUUGCCUAGUCUUCACAGAUUUAUUUUAUCCGGUUGAAUGGACUGAGAAUUGAUAAUUGUUUUAUCGGUAUCGGUGUGAAUAAGUCACCAUAAUCUUACUACAUACUUUCGUCACUUUGAAACUUUGUCAACAUGCUGGUGAAGCAUUUGCGGAAGGAAUUUUACGAACUUCUCUUCGGAAAGAGAGUCCUCAUCAUUGCCAAUUCCGACAUUGAUUCCGUCUGUACUGUCAAAAUAUUUACGGAAUUGCUGAAAAUUGAUGGAAUCUCGUUCUCCUUGUGUCCUGUGGAUGGAAUUACUGACAUGAAACAGGCAUAUUCUGAUUAUUGUGAGACGGUGAAUGUCUUUGUUCUCAUCAACUGCGGCAUUUCUCUGGAUAUUCGAGAUUUCUUUGACAACCUGAACAAUAAACUCGUCUUCGUUUUGGAUUGUCAUCGCCCAGUGCAUGUCAACAACUUUUAUGAUGAAACCAAUCAGAUUCGCAUCCUGUCGCUGGACGGUAAUUUUGACGAAGUGCCUAAUUUUGAUGAUCUGUUUUGGUCGGGUGAGGCCCUCGACUCCGAUGAUGAUGGUAACGACGACGAUUCUGAUAUCUUGGACAAGGGAGAAAGCGACGAUGAAGAUGGAUCGCAACGCCGUGGAAGAAACCCAAAACGUCGUCGCAAUGAACAUGACAAAGAGCGAAGGCAGAUGAUAUGGAAGCAGAAGAGGAACGAAUUGUUGUUUAAAUACACACAAUUUGGCUACUAUGCUCCCCCGUCAUCCCUGGUUGCACUCGAGCUGUCGUGGGCAAUUUCUCGAGGUGAUAUUCAAUACGUGUGGUGGACCACGGUUGCCUUAACCGAUGCGUUUCUUCUGGAGAAACUUCCACGAUCUGAUCUGCACAUUGCACGAGAAGCAAGUUCAACGGAGACACCGAGGGAUUGUCUGAAAGUAAACUUCGAAAAAGACUUGUGCUUCUUACUGUAUCGCCACUGGAAUUUGUACGAUAGCAUCAAAAUGACGACACACUCGGCUUGUAUGUUAAAGUCAUGGGGUAUGAAAGGAGAAGGAAGGUUUCACGAGAUGUUGGGAGAGUUGGGACUUCCACAACUUGAGUGUCAUCAAAAGUAUACAUCAAUGGACGUUCGACUGCGGAAAAAGGUCAAGAAUGUAUUCAAUGAACCAGUUCUCCGAGAAAAGUACAAUUUCCAAGACGUUACUGUGGGCACAUUCAUCUCAGAAAUUGGUUUUCGACCAGCGCUCAGUGAAUUUGAUUGUCAGCUGGCAUGUCUUUCCUUGUUGGAAAACCCAGUGUUGUAUGGGAGUGGAAAUGUGGUGGACAAUUUUUUGGAUGAGCAAUGGAUGAGCAUGAGCAAAUAUCCUCUAUAAGAGGUGUCGCGAUUUAUUGAAAGAUAACCAUUCAAAUCUUGCAAGUUUAAUAUACAAAUACAUAUUACGUAUUUCGUAUAAUUGUUCCACAUGCUUGAAAGUAUAACUUUUUUCCUGUGUUAGUUGGGCCCACGGUGAAUUAAAAGUUAAUAAAUAUUAAACGAUUUAUGA
Messenger RNA from Folsomia candida, 3718 nucleotides. Its product is annotated as cell division control protein 45 homolog. Gene Ontology annotation, biological process: mitotic DNA replication preinitiation complex assembly; double-strand break repair via break-induced replication; DNA replication initiation. The record is from RefSeq and is a predicted model, not a curated record. Gene Ontology annotation, cellular component: DNA replication preinitiation complex. The transcript has 11 exons. Gene Ontology annotation, molecular function: DNA replication origin binding; single-stranded DNA binding; chromatin binding. Lineage: Eukaryota; Metazoa; Arthropoda; Collembola; Entomobryomorpha; Isotomidae. The coding region runs from base 2309 to 3547 and encodes 412 amino acids.